Molecule: messenger RNA, 1752 nt
Organism: Thecamonas trahens ATCC 50062
Lineage: Eukaryota; Apusomonadida; Apusomonadidae
Exons: 2
Coding region: 1-1752 (583 amino acids)
Biological process (GO): transmembrane transport
Molecular function (GO): ATP hydrolysis activity; ATPase-coupled transmembrane transporter activity; ATP binding
Source: RefSeq, a predicted model, not a curated record
AUGGCCGGGCGACAUCCUGCAGUGGGCUUCUAUGCCCACCUCUGGCAGACGGCGCCGCAGUUGGCGCUGGCUACAGCGGCGCUGUACUAUGCCCGCCCGCUGCUGGAGGACUGGCUGCUGCCGCCGGCGCUGCGGAUGCGGUCGGUGGCGAAUGCGGUGCGGCGGGCGCGGAUCGGCCUGCUGGCACGGGUGACGGCCAUGGACGGAUCAAGCAGCAGAGGUUCCGCGACCGGCGCCGGGCGUCCGACGGGCCGCGAGCUACUGGCUUUUGCAGGGAUCGCGCUCUGGGCGGCCUUGCUUGAUGCGCUCCUCUCGACGCUGCGCCGAUCGCUGGCAUCAGCGAGCCGUGGUCGGUAUCGGUCGUAUCUGUUGCGACUUUUGCUCGGGGCUGAGCCUGGCGCAGUGGGUAAGCUGCAGGGCGACGGCGGGCCCGGCCUCGGGCGCCGGCUGACGGUAGCUGCGACGCAGCUGGCCCGUGCAGCAUCGAUGGUCACCUCGGUCCUUCCCGCCAUUGUAGGUGACUCGUAUGCGCUUGUGGUUGAGACUGCGGCGUUGAUUCGUGGGCGGCGGAGUGGCAGGGCAGCGGAAGCACGGGGAAACCUGUUGCGGCUUGACGCGAUGCUGCUCCUGCACCCAUUGCUGGGCUUUGCGCUUGAGCGCUGCUUGCGCGCUGCCCGCGAUCGGCUCGGCACGGCGGUGGAAGCGCGUCGUGGGCGCAAAGCUUCAGCCAAUGCCCGUGGUGUGGCGCUUCUUCAGGAGGCUGGUGCCGGCGCGGUCGAGUUGCAGAUGCAUCCCGGGGCGGUGGCGGCGAUGGGUGCGGCGGUAGAGGCGAUCCACAACGACGACGCAGUCUCGCACUACGGCGUGCUGUCGAUGGCGCACACAGUGCUCAAUGCGUGCUGUUCGCGGUCGACCUUUGAGGCGCUGCUGGAACUCUCGGUCGUGCCAUGGGUACUGAUGACCAAGAGAGUCGCCCAUCCCGAGUACGCGCAGGCAGUGUCGGACGUGAAUCGACUUUUGGCGAUUUUACGCCGACUGUGGGCGUUUACGUCGCUGCUCUUUGCCUCACCGCACGAGCAACAGGAGCUGAAUGCCAUCCUCAACCUGCCUCAGGCAUCGAGUGCCGCGGCCGGACCUGAUUCCGGACCGCUGGACACAGUGGUUCUGCCGAGCGGCAUCGAGUACGUCUACCCCGAUCGGGCGUCAUGGAAGCUUCGGGUGGGCGCCGAGAUCGAGCUCCGCGCUGGGCGCAGCUACGCAGUGGUCGGGCCGAACCAGGCCGGAAAGUCGACGCUGGUGCGGCUACUGGCCGGGCUGGUGCAGCCGACAGCGGGUCGCGUGGUGUGGCGUAGUAGCGACGAGAGCGAGACAGGUCCGGCGCGGGCGCGGAUUGGAUAUGUGAGGCAGUCGCCGUUCCUCUUUGCUGGCACCGUUCGGCAUAACCUGCAGCUGUUCGCGGCGGGUGCCAGUGACGCCGAGCUGCGGGACGCACUCGACGCUGCCGGGCUGGCAGAGCCUAGCGGCGGGGGUGACGUCCUCGAGCUGGAGAUCGAGAGUGGCGGAAGCAACUUGUCGGGUGGCCAGGCCCAAAGUGUGGCGCUGGCGCGAGCUCUGGUGCGGCGCGAUAUCGAGCUGCUGCUUCUGGAUGAGGCGCUGUCUAAGAUGGAUGUGGGCAAACGGCGCGACCGGGUGCUGCCGCAGGUUUUGGCAGCGGCGGCGCGGCGUGGACUUGUUGUGCCUUUGACGGUGUGA